AUGCACCGUAAUUCUUUUGCUCCACCACCUGCUCAGUCUCCUCCCCUACAUCACCCAGUACCCCAGCAUGUUUCUACGGUCCCGAUGAUGAGAUCUCCACCCCCUCCGACCUCCCAACACUCGCAUUCAUCCAGCUAUGGCAACCCGUACCAGCCCGCCCCGGCACAAGGCGGCAGUGGUACUUUUGCGCCUGGCUUUGGCGGGUUCAUUUCUGAUCCGACAGCGCAAAUGGGCUUUCAAGUGGGCAAGAGUGCGGUCAUGGCAGGACAGGAAUAUAUGGAACAGAAUCUAAAUCGCUACGUCUCGAUUCCCGCUUUAAAACAUUACUUCAACGUUUCGAAUUCAUACGUACUCAAUAAGAUCACACUUGUUCUUUUUCCGUGGCGGCACAAACCGUGGUCCCGCCAACAAGCACGAUUGAAUGCUGUCCAGUCAGGGGUUAAUGGCCAGAUCACGCAAACACAGUACACAUCAAUAUAUCUUCCUCCCCGGGAUGAUCUAAACUCACCAGAUAUGUACAUACCUGCCAUGGCAUUUUUGACGUACAUUAUCUUGUCAACAGCCCUGGCAGGUCUGCGAGGCGUCUUCCACCCCGAACUUCUAGGGUCCAUCACCACAACCGCCCUCGCAGUUGUCAUAUUUGAAAUCCUCUGUCUGAAGAUUGCAAUGUACAUUCUCAGCAUCAACAAUGACUCACAGCUCCUCGACCUGGUCGCCUACUCCGGCUAUAAGUUUGUCGGCAUCAUCGUGACGCUUGUCUUGUCAGAAGUUCUUACCCCGGGACAGGGAACUGGUAGCUGGGUUGGAUGGACUGUCUUUACGUAUACUUUCCUUGCUAACGCUUUCUUUCUCCUCCGAUCCCUGAAAUACGUUCUUCUUCCGGAUUAUUCUAGCGAUUCCCCAAUGCGCGGAGGAACUAUGCCCACAGUUGCACGUUCACAGCGCAACAGACGCACGCAGUUCUUAUUUAUCUACUCGUACAUUGUCCAAUUUAUCUUCAUGUGGGUUUUGAGCCGGGAAGAUCCCGUUGCAUCAGCUGUAGUAUCCAAAGUUGGAGGAGCUAGCACUUCUUCAUAG
This is a messenger RNA of Paracoccidioides brasiliensis Pb18, 1077 nucleotides long. RefSeq names its product protein transporter YIF1. The record is from RefSeq and is a predicted model, not a curated record. Gene Ontology annotation, biological process: endoplasmic reticulum to Golgi vesicle-mediated transport. Gene Ontology annotation, cellular component: COPII-coated ER to Golgi transport vesicle; Golgi membrane; endoplasmic reticulum-Golgi intermediate compartment. The transcript is spliced from 3 exons. The coding region runs from base 1 to 1077 and encodes 358 amino acids.